CGGAGACAAAACCAUGUGGCCUGGCGGAGACACUAAGUGCUCGAAAAUGCUGAAGGCUUCACUCUGAUCUCUGACUCCAAGGAUUUCGGGUGUGUUUUGAGGAAUCGGUCGAGAUCGAGAACACGUUUUCUACGAUCCAAUAAAAUCGUAAAAUAGUGAUUUCGGUUGAAAUCGUUAGAUUGGUUCGUCCGUCAACUCUUCGACGUUCGUUCGUUCGUUCGUUCGAUAACACGUACCGUGACGUGACGAUCGUAUUUAUCGUUAUGCUUCUAUUUACGAUAUCGAUACGAAACUAAACAAGAAAUAGAUCGAAAAGUUAACGAUGAGCGUUCGUUGAUGCGCGUUCGUUGACGGUUGAUAAAUAAAAAGUACUGUGAAGUCUGUGAGUGAUAAGAAUUUUAUAUGAAAAGUUAAACGCAUGGAUGAGUGAAAAAGUGAUACUACCAACGGAUUUGCGAAAGGAUUUGGAGUAAUAUCAACAAUAUUUUGUAUUUUUCUUUUUCACGAUGAGUAAGUUUGAGUAGUAGGUAUACAAAUCGAUUAAAAAUUAUAUAUAUAUAUGUAUAUGUAUAUGUAUAUAAUUAGUAAUAUAAAAAGACAUAUAUAACGUGGAAAAAGAUUCUUGUGAAUCAAGUUGGACUUGAAAUGAUGACCCUCGUAACCGAUACCGUCCCGUACGCGUACGACAGCGUAACCAGCAGGUCGAGUUACGACGCUUAUCGACAUCAUCAUUUACAUCACCAUCAUCAUCAUCAUCAUCGUCAUAGACACAUCUAUGCGUCCACGGAUAACGAGUAUCUUUCGAGUUACAUUGGCAAGAGAGACACGGAGGAACGACAGAUGAGGAACGUCAACGCCGAUAACAGUUUGGCGUCGGUCAGCUCCGCUCAUUUUCGUCAUGAAAACGUCAGUAGGACACAGUCUCGAUACAUCCUAGACUCGGACGAUGCUUCGUCCGUUGUUUCUGCAGACGCCUCGGCGGAUCUCGAAUCGCCAUCGGCGGACGGAGAAGAAACGAACGAGAGUGAAACGGUCGAGCACGUGCCACAUCCACACGUUUUGGACACGGGAUCGCCUCACGGUCCACGAAGAUGUCUCCUUUGGGCUUGCAAAGCUUGUAAAAAGAAAACCGUAACCGUCGAUCGUAGGAAAGCUGCCACCUUGCGUGAAAGAAGACGUUUGAGAAAGGUGAACGAAGCUUUCGAAGUUUUGAAACGAAGAACGAGCAACAAUCCGAAUCAACGUUUACCGAAAGUGGAGAUCCUUCGAAAUGCAAUAGAAUAUAUUGAAAGCUUAGAAGCCUUGCUGCAGGGCAACCGAUCUUCCGGUUCGCAGGAUCAUGUGUCCAUGGAAAAUAUGAACGGGGAGUCUCCGCAAUACGUGACGGACAGACUUCGACAAUUCUCGGAUCCCUUGGCAAGGUUUCAACCAAUUAACGGAUUCGAGCAAGUCGAAACGUCGUCUGGUCAAGGUAACGGAAGCAGUUUGGAUUGUCUGAGUAUGAUCGUUCAAAGUAUCAAUGGACCGGCACAAGCUCCGAUGGAGAGUCAUUACUCGUCGCAUCAUUAGGAUUAAGACAGUAUUAACGGAGACUAUCUGGAGCUCGAAAAGCUCGACGCAUCGAAGCAACGUUGAAAAGUAUUCAUAGAGAUUUAGCGAUAAGAAAAGUCGAAGGUCGAAUUUAACUAUUCGAUUCAGAUCCCAAAGAAUACGGAUAAAAAUGUAUCGAUCAGAAUUAUCCGAUUAAAGUUAAGUACAACUGUAUACGUUGCCGACUCAAAAACCGUGGAGAGAAAGUUGGUGGGUAUAAACGAUGCACAACUUUCACGGAUGCUGCUAAUUCGCGAGAUUAACAUUUUUUUUUUUUUUUUUAACAAACUUCCGUGGGAUGCGAGUAGUACGAGGUAGCUCGUUAAAUUAACUCCAUUCUACGAUAAAAAUGUGUACACAAUUAGAUUUGUAUUUUCCGAGAUUGUGAGCUUCGUCUUUCUCUCUUCUUUUUUUUUUUUUUUUUUUCGUUGAAAAUACCUAUACAUUUUCUACGUAGUUUAGUAUAAGACGAAAAAAAGAACAAAAAGUAUAAAAACGUACAACGAGAUCGUCGCGUGUUCGACAGAACGUUGGAAUCUUUUAUUUUCUAGUCCCAGAGAAGGUAUUUGUCUAAGUGGUGCAAGUACGAAAAAUAUAAUUAGAAAAUUUUUCCGACACUAUCAGAGAGAGAGAGAGAGAGAGAGAGAGAAAGAGAGGGAGAGAAAGAGAGAGAGAGAGAACGAGUUAAUAUUCAAUUAGAUUUUUUCACAAAGCACCUCGAUUACAAACAAAUAAAUUUAGCCGCACCUCAUUAUUAUUAUAUUUCAUUAUUAUUUUUCGUAAUUAAUAGACGAUCGUACGUUUGUUGGUACCAAAGCCAUUAUUUUUAUGAACGUUCCAAACGUGAAUAAUGACCGACCUCGUCUGCAAACGAUGCGAUGGAAUGACCAGCGAGAAUGGAAAAACAAUUAUCGCGAAAUUUUAUCGUAAAAGCGUAAUGGAUGAGCGUCACCGGUUGAAAGCAUAUUUCUUGAUUUUCGAUCGCCCCGAUAUUUCGCCAUUUUGAAUUAGCGUCGUUUAUAGAGAUUAUUAUUAGACACGUUUAUUUUGAACGUUGUGACACAAUUCGACUUUUCUUCUUCCGAAAUUUUAAAGAUUUACGUUUCCAUUCGAGCAGUUUAUGUCUUAUCGAUUUAAAUCGAUUUUUAUUCGUCGUAAAAAACGACGAAUUCUCUCUCUUUCUCUAUGUAACUGAAAGAAUUUUGUGUACGAGAAUAUAAUGGUACAACGGUAUGUACGGUUUAUGUAUGUACACUUUUAUUUUUCUCUUUCAAGAUACUGUAAAUACGGUGAUUCAAUAAAUGUAUCGUUGUAAAAAUGGAAAGUCCCGACUUUCCUAUAUUCCAAGUUUUUCUCAUAAUCCUCCCUUUUUUUCGACGUAGUUUUACUAUUAAUUCCCUUCAA
This is a messenger RNA of Vespula vulgaris, 2994 nucleotides long. RefSeq names its product transcription factor SUM-1 (gene nau). Lineage: Eukaryota; Metazoa; Arthropoda; Insecta; Hymenoptera; Vespidae. The record is from RefSeq and is a predicted model, not a curated record. The coding region runs from base 646 to 1569 and encodes 307 amino acids. Gene Ontology annotation, biological process: muscle organ development; positive regulation of myoblast differentiation; regulation of transcription by RNA polymerase II. Gene Ontology annotation, molecular function: DNA-binding transcription factor activity, RNA polymerase II-specific; RNA polymerase II cis-regulatory region sequence-specific DNA binding; protein dimerization activity. The transcript is spliced from 6 exons.